Anopheles marshallii is the source of this 1593-nucleotide messenger RNA. RefSeq names its product UDP-glycosyltransferase UGT4-like. NCBI's taxonomy places the organism in Eukaryota, Metazoa, Arthropoda, Insecta, Diptera, Culicidae. The record is from RefSeq and is a predicted model, not a curated record. The transcript has 5 exons. Gene Ontology annotation, molecular function: UDP-glycosyltransferase activity. Bases 10 to 1593 code for a protein of 527 amino acids.
GAGUAUAGAAUGAGGCCAAUCAAGAGCAAUGUUGGCGCGGUGGUCUUCUUGUGGUUGGCUGUCACAAUAGCCCCGGAUCUAGUAGAACCGGCUAAAAUUCUUAGCGUAUUUCCCACCACGUCCAAAUCGCACUGGAUACUCGGUUCGUCCCUUAUGAAGGAGUUGGCACAGGAUGGACACGAGGUAACAGUGAUAAGUCCGUUCCCCUUGAAGAAAGCACCCAAGAACUACCGCGAUGUAAAUAUCGUCUACCACACUCGACUGUUUGACGAAAUCAUGGACGAAGUGUUUGAUAAAAUCGAUGACAGCAUUGUGGAAAAAAUGAUGGAACUGGGAAGGUUUAUGCAUGAAAUCACCAACACUACCCUCGCAUCACCAGAAGUUCAAGCUCUGAUCAAUUCGGAAGAAACGUUCGAUCUUGUCGUGAUGGAAAUUUUUCUCAACGAUGCCUUUCUUGGCUUUGGCAAUCGCUUCAACUGUCCGAUAGUUGGAAUGUCAACCUUUGGCGCGUCAACGUGGGUAAAUUCGCUCACCGGUUCACCACAGCCGCUAUCGUACGUACCGCAUCCAAUGACGAGCUUAACUGAUAAGAUGAACUUCUGGCAACGGCUCGGUAACGUACUGUUCACAGCGUUUGAUGAAACGCUGCUCAAGGUCAUGUGUGAUCCAAUACAGCAGAUGUAUUACAAACAAUACUUCCCCAACGCCACACGGACACUGGACGAAAUGCGGCGAAACGGUGUCUCGCUGGUGUUGGUCAAUAGUCACUUCAGCUUGAGCUUCCCGCGCCCAUAUCUGCCCAACCUGAUCGAGGUUGGAGGAUUCCAUGUCAACCGAAAAACAAAUCCACUUCCUGAGGACAUAAAAGCAUUCAUCGAGCAGUCCGAACACGGUGUGAUAUACUUCUCGUUGGGAUCUAACCUUAAACCGUCCAAAAUGGAUCAGCGCAAGCGUAACGAUAUCGUCCGAGUACUAUCGAGCCUUAAACAGAACAUUAUCUGGAAGUGGGACGACGAUACGCUCGUUCUGGAUAAGACGAAAUUCUUGCUCGGAAAGUGGUUCCCGCAGGACGAUAUUUUGGCUCAUCCGAACGUGAAGCUGUUCAUCACACACGGUGGUUUGCUGAGCUGUACGGAAUCAAUCUACCACGGCGUUCCGAUCGUGGGCAUUCCGAUCUUUGGUGAUCAACUGUUGAACAUGGCACGUGCAGAACAGUCUGGUUGGGGCAUUGGUGUGGCCUACACGAAACUGAACGAGCAAACGUUCAGUAAGGCAAUUAACGAUGUUCUCAGUGAUAAGAGUUAUGCCACAAACGUGAAAACCAUCUCCCGAAGACUUAGAGAUCAACCUCUCGCUCCUAUGGAUACGGCCAAGUUCUGGGUGGAGUAUGUUCUACGGCACGAUGGCGCGAAACAUCUUAUAUCUUCGGCGCAAGAUCUUAACUUCAUGCAGUACAACAAUUUGGACGUGUACCUGUUUGUGUGUGCAGUGGUUGCAACGACACUAAUGCUGAUUAGGUUAAGCGUUAAAAAGCUUUUCAAUAUGCUAUUUCGUAGAAAGGCAAAGCAAAUAAGCACCAAAAAGAGAAAUUAG